GUUCACAUAUAUUCAUAUUUAGAAUUUGUCACUACUUUUCAAUCUCCAUCUUCAUAACAACAACAACAACAAAAGUCCUUUUUUUCAUGAUCCUUCAACUUCCUUAUUCAGGUGGGGCUAUUACUCAUAUUUUUCUUCUUAGUGGGAUCACCCACUUCACUACUUUUCAAAUUCUUUCUUUUCACACAAAAUAAUAUUUAGUAUCUUGAAUUUUUCAAUACCAAAAUACUUAUACCACUACUAACUACUUGUCUCUUAAUCAUCUUAUUCUUCUUUUCUUCUUCUUCUUUCAUACAUGUUUUCUUUUGCUAUAAUAUAUGAACCCAAAUCAUUCCCUCUAAUGCAUCAUUUUUCAUAGCAUAUACCAACAAAUUAACUCAAAUGAUGUCAUGAUAUAAUGCAACUAUAGCAUAAAGUUGCAUACAUGGAAGGUUUAUUUUCCCUUCCUGUAGCCGUCAGAACUGAAUUUAUCCAUUCUUUGAUGCAUUCUCUUGGAGGAUGUUCUUACAUUUGUGUUUGGACAUAUGAUACAAUUUUACCAAAGUAUAUAUACAUAUUUAAUAUAUCUAUAUGCAUACACCUACCUACAUUAUUAUUAUUAUAUAUAAGGUUGCUGAUUCUACUUAUACAACGGUUUGAUUUUAUUUUUUUAUUUCUUUGGACUAGUCGUUUGUCCUUCUUGGAUGGUAUCUACAAUGUGAUAAGCAGCCACCAACCAAGUUCUUCGUUGGGAAGCCUCGCGCAACAGCUUUUCGAUCAGUACACGAUUUUAUCAUUCGAUAUCAAUGAUGACCGAAUUCCUGGACUAGCUUUUAGGAACCAACGUCCUUAUAUAGAGCUGCAGCAGCUGGAGCUUCUUACACUGUCAUCAACUGAAAUACAGACACAAUUUUACAAGGAAGCAAGAAUUAAGACUGCUGUUUUCAUGGGGUGCAACAAAGGAGAAAUUGAGCUUGGUUUCUUAAACAUGUCCCAAACUGAUAUUCAAACAGCACUUAGGAAUUUAUUUCCUGAGGAUUUUUCAAGACAAAUACAACAAAUUGAUCAGAAUAAUAAUAAUAAUAAUAAUAAUAAUCCGCCUUCAUCAUCUUCAUCUUCGAUGAGAUCAUUAUCAACAGCCGGUAGUCCAGAAUAUUCAUCUCUCAUGUUCAUAAAUCCACCUGGAACUUCUCCAUCAUCACAUAACUUUCCUGAUCAUAUCCUUGGAGGAGUAAACAUUCCUCCAAUGAGACCUGUUUCAAACACACUACCCUUUCAGCUUCAACAACAACCUCAAAUCACACCAACACAAUUGUUCCCUAUUGAUCAACAGAAUGAUGCAAUAAUGAGAGCAAUCCAAAAUGUUCUAUCUACACCCCCUUCUCAGCAAAAUCACGCGGCACGUCCAGAAGCUAGUGCAUUUGAAAGGUAUAGAAACGAUAAAAGUCCUAUUAUUUUAGGCUCGAAUUUUCGAAGACAGAGUUUGAUGAAGAGAUCGUUCGCGUUCUUUAGAAACUUGAAUUUGAUGAGACUGAAAGAACGAAACCAAGCGAUGCGUCCUUCGAGUAACCAACUUCAUCAUAUGAUAUCGGAGCGACGAAGGCGCGAGAAGCUUAACGAUAACUUCCAAGCACUUAGGGCAUUACUUCCUCAAGGAACUAAGAAAGACAAAGCAUCCAUACUGAUAACAGCGAAGGAGACACUAAGGUCGUUGAUGGAAGAGAUAGAGAAACUAAGCAAGAGAAACCAAGAGUUGUUGAUGUCACAAAAGUCGGCUGCUUCGAAUAAGGAAACCAUGAAAUUCUCAUCGAAUGAGAGAAUUAACGUGCGAGUUUCGCAUGUAGCAGAAUCAAGUUCAUCGGAAGAUGAACCAAUGACAGUGGAGUUACAAGUGAAUGUGCUAGGACACGUUUCUCAAGCUGAUAUGUUGAUUAGGUUAUUAGAAUUCUUAAAUCAAGUUCAUCAUGUCAAUUUGAUUUCAAUGGAUGCAACAAAUACAAAUACAAAUACUUCACAAGAGAAUAAUUAUCUUCAUCAAAUAACAUUCAGAUUAAGGAUUACUCAGGUGAGUGAAUGGGACGAGGAGGCCUUCCAAGAAGCAGUGAGAAGAGUAGUUGCUGACUUGAUACAGUAUCAAGUGGACCAAAAUCUAUGACUCACUUGUUAUUAUCUUUAAUUGAUUAUUCUGCGGCGGUUUCAAGUUGUAUUGAUUAUGUAUAACCCAAUUAAAUUAGCUUCACUUAUUUUUGUUUGUUUCAUGAUUAAUUUGUUUAGUAUGGGGGAGUUUAUAUUAUAUGUUAUAUGUGUACGUUUUAAUUCUAAUUUUAAAUGGUUUUUGUCUCUUUGUUUGCUAAAUAUUUAAAUCAACACAUUUUUGUGGUGGUGGUUGAUUAUUUAAUCACAAUUAUAUUUUGUUAGAUGAAAGGAUUAUUGACAUGAUUAGUUGAUGGGACUAAAAUAUACCAGUAAUAAAUAUGAUAAUUACAUGGUUUUUUCUUUACCCACCUCCCUAUGGGGUCACUCCCAACGAAAUCCCCAACUUACCCCUGCUUCGGAGAUGCAUCUCCGAAGUAAUUUUUUUUUAUAGAUUUUAUUAGACUUCGGAAAUGCAUUUCCGAAAACACCAAAAAAUUGGUGUUU
Vicia villosa (hairy vetch) is the source of this 2619-nucleotide messenger RNA. Its product is annotated as putative transcription factor bHLH041. The transcript has 6 exons. Lineage: Eukaryota; Viridiplantae; Streptophyta; Magnoliopsida; Fabales; Fabaceae. The record is from RefSeq and is a predicted model, not a curated record. Gene Ontology annotation, molecular function: protein dimerization activity. The coding region runs from base 425 to 2134 and encodes 569 amino acids.